GGAAAUGUAGUCUGAGUCUGGCUUUCAAGGAAUUGAGCUGCGUCCUCCAGAGGUCCGGGGGGGAAGCGAACGCCCUCCGUCUUCAGAGUGGUCUGGGCGGGAGGGGAUAUUUAGGACUGACUGGCGAAGCAGAAAAGCAAGGGAGUAUGGGGUGGAGUGUGAUUACGAGAAAAGGUGUCUUCGCUAGAUUCCCGGGUUCCUGAAGAGUAUGUGUGAAACUAAAGAGGUGAAACGUCUCGCGAUAUCUUACGACAUCCGGCCCCAUAGACCUCAGUGAGCCCCGGCGCCGGAGAAGUAGGAGGAGCUCGCGAGAUCUCUGCAGUUGCCCAGGAGACGACGGGGAGGAGGAGAGGUGAUCUCGCGAAAGAAAAGAGGUCGGGAGCGCUCGCGAGAUCUCAGACCGCCGGAGCCGAAACGUUCUUAGGAAGUUGAAGGGCCCACAGGAGGCCCCGGGGCAAAUGGCCGGAGCUGGACCAACCAUGCUGCUACGAGAGGAGAAUGGCUGUUGCAGCCGGCGUCAGAGCAGCUCCAGCGCCGGGGACUCGGACGGGGAGCGCGAGGACUCGCCGGCCGCGCGGGCCCGGCAGCAGCUGGAGGCGCUGCUCAACAAGACUAUGCGCAUUCGCAUGACAGAUGGACGGACCCUGGUCGGCUGCUUCCUCUGCACCGACCGCGACUGCAAUGUCAUCCUGGGCUCGGCGCAGGAGUUCCUCAAGCCGUCGGAUUCCUUCUCGGCGGGGGAGCCCCGUGUACUGGGCCUGGCCAUGGUGCCCGGCCACCACAUCGUUUCUAUUGAGGUGCAGAGGGAGAGCCUGGCAGGGCCUCCCUAUCUCUGACCUCGAUCGCGCAUGCUUUGCAGACCAUUAAACCUGGAACGAAGUG
Messenger RNA from Callorhinus ursinus (northern fur seal), 882 nucleotides. It is a transcript of the gene NAA38, whose product is annotated as N-alpha-acetyltransferase 38, NatC auxiliary subunit. NCBI's taxonomy places the organism in Eukaryota, Metazoa, Chordata, Mammalia, Carnivora, Otariidae. Gene Ontology annotation, molecular function: RNA binding. The record is from RefSeq and is a predicted model, not a curated record. Gene Ontology annotation, cellular component: NatC complex.